This is a messenger RNA of Aureobasidium uvarum, 696 nucleotides long. Lineage: Eukaryota; Fungi; Ascomycota; Dothideomycetes; Dothideales; Saccotheciaceae. The record is from the annotation of a GenBank genome assembly.
AUGCCGUCUUCGAGACGUGUUCAUGCUAGUUCACCCGUGGACAAGUAUUUCCCUAGCGACAGUCUGGUGAUAGUCACACANGGAGCUGGAGUAACCAUCUUCCACCUCGCCACCGAUCGUAUCGUCAUCUGCAAAGACACACGCUCCUCUGUAUAUUUUUUGCCCAAAGGCCGCAAAGACGCUAGUGAAGAGAUCACCAUCACGGCUAUCAGAGAAGGAUACGAGGAAUCGGGGUAUAGGUGUAGGCUUUUGCCUUUGCCUGUUACUCACUUGCAACCAUCUCCUGCUGGAAAACAGGAGACAUGGGUUAUAGAGCCUAUAGCUACGAGGAUGAUGCCAGUGGCGAGAGAGUAUCAGUAUAUGCUNUUUUGGUAUGCGGCCGAGACGGUGCCGGAAGACGUUGAAGAAGCUUUGAAUAUCGCGUCUUCGCAUGGAGAAGGUUUUGCGGUGCCGGAGGCAUUUCCUGAGAACUUGACGUUGAACGAGAGGGAAAAGUUGGAUUCAAGAGAAAAUGGAGUGUAUGAGCCGAAACGACAUGAAGGGACUGGAGUUGAUGAAGACGAGGCUUUCUAUGUUGGUCAACUGGUGUCGGUGGAAGAGGCGAUCAGGUUGCUGGGUGGUACUAGCGCUGAUGUCGUUAGACGAGCUUGGGAGGCCGUUUGCUUGAGGAGGAAGAUGGAGGAGAGAGAAGUGUGA